CGAUGGCGGAGAAGACUCAAAAGAGCGUGAAGAUCGCUCCCGGAGCAGUAGUGUGUGUGGAAAGUGAAAUCAGAGGAGAUGUAACCAUAGUUCUCCAUUGACUGGGACCACUGGCAGAUGGUGAACUUGUCAUCUCCGAAGAAUCCAGGAUUGUGAUAGCGUUGUUGAGCCCCCAGAGACCAUAAUGCCCAAGUGGCCGUUCUGAGGAUGAGGCAGGCCCCAGGACGGUGAUCCACCCAAAGGCACGGAUUAUUGCGGAGGCCGGGCCAAUAAUUAUCGGUGAAGGAAACCUAAUAGAAGAGCAGGCCCUCAUCAUAAACGCUCAUCCGGAUAACAUCAUCCCAGACACCGAAGAUACAGACCCCAAACCUAUGAUUAUUGGCACCAACAACGUAUUUGAAGUCGGCUGUCAUUCCCAAGCCAUGAAAAUGGGAGACAAUAAUGUCAUUGAGUCAAAAGCCUACGUCGGCAGGAAUGUCAUCUUGACCAGUGGCUGCAUCAUCGGGGCCUGCUGCAGCCUCAACACCUUUGAGGCCAUCCCUGAGAACACAGUGAUCUACGGCGCGGACUGCCUGCGGCGGGUGCAGACGGAGCGGCCACAGCCCCAGACACUGCAGCUGGAUUUCUUGAUGAAGAUCUUGCCCAAUUACCACCACCUGAAGAAGACAAUGAAAGGCAGCUCGGCUCCAGUUAAGAACUGAGGAGAUGUCAGCGGGCUCCAUCUGCCAGCUCAUCAGGGGGCCCGUGUGUUAGCAUCGUGCUGACUUUCCAUUGGAAACGAGCUGGAGAGAGAUGGGUCCCAUUGUAACCACCGCUGUAAUUUAUAUGCACUGGAUUGCUUCCCCGUCCUUGUUCUGGUAUUGUAUAGACUGAGUUUUUCUUUUGUUAUACAAAAUAUUAGCCGUGCAUUUAUUAUGUAAAAGAUUACCCAUGAUACCAUGUCACAUUAUGUGUUUAUAUUCUAACAUAACCAGAUGCCAUAAAUAAAAGUUUGGCCACUUGCAUUAAUCUUCCCAAA
This is a messenger RNA of Apodemus sylvaticus (European woodmouse), 1018 nucleotides long. It is a transcript of the gene Dctn6, whose product is annotated as dynactin subunit 6. Bases 372 to 701 code for a protein of 109 amino acids. Gene Ontology annotation, molecular function: dynein complex binding. NCBI's taxonomy places the organism in Eukaryota, Metazoa, Chordata, Mammalia, Rodentia, Muridae. Gene Ontology annotation, cellular component: dynactin complex. The transcript has 8 exons. The record is from RefSeq and is a predicted model, not a curated record. Gene Ontology annotation, biological process: mitotic spindle organization.